GCGUUGGGAUAGGCCAUAACAACCACCCAACAAGGCGUUGUGCUACUAAGGGGAAAUACCGAACCGAACCGAGAUUUAAAACGGUCUGGGUUUAGUUUUUAGUCGAGGUAGAUGCUGAAAAAUCACCGGAAAGUCGAUGCAAGUGGAAACUAUUGCACAUUAGAGACCAAAGGUUGACGUCGAGCCGUGCGUAAUGAGCAGAGUUGGGAAAAGAAGGUGUUGAGCUGCAUUUUUUUUCUCUCUCCCUCUCCCUCUCUCUGCCUGAGACAAGUUGGAUCGGAGUGCUGCCUAAACUACGAGGGGAAACGAAGAAAAAAUAAUGCCUGCGAAGCUCCCCACUUUCUGCCAUGGCAGCUUGGGCCUGGAGCUCUGAGAAUGCUUCAGAGGACCCGUGCCUGACCCGCAACUGACGACUGAGAGGAAUACGUUGUCUGAGCAGAAUGACUCAGCACGAGGGGGGACCCCCAAAUAGCAAGUGAAGAGAACCGAGGAUGGGUGCCAAUGGAUCCAGCUACCCGCACUCGUGCUCCCCACGGAUAGGGGGAAGUUCACAGGCACAACAGACUUUUAUAGGGACCUCAUCCUACUCUCAGCAGGGAUAUGGUUGGGAGUCAAAGCUAUACAGCCUGGAGCACGGCCAUGAGCGGCCGGCAGACAGGAAGAAGAAGAGUCUUGGUCUGGCGACUCUCAAGCGGAGGUUCAUCAAAAGGAGGAAGUCUAGCCGCUCAGCGGAUCACGCGCGGCAGAUGCGUGAGCUUUUGUCAGGGUGGGACGUCCGUGACACAAACGCCCUGGUGGAGGAGUAUGAGGGAACGGCAGCCCUCAAGGAGCUGAGCUUCCAGGCCAGCCUCGCACGUCCAGAGGCUCCUAGCUUGCAGCGGGAUCUAGCCGCUCUCUACCAGCACAAGUACUGCACAGAUGUGGACCUCAUUUUCCGGGGUACUUGUUUUCCAGCUCAUCGGGCCAUCCUGGCUCCCCGUUGCCCCUUUUUUAAGACCUUGCUGUCUUCAUCUCCCGGGUAUGGAGCAGAGGUUCUAAUGGACAUUGACACGGCUGGCAUUGAUGUUCCCAUGUUCUCCGCCCUACUUCACUACUUGUACACUGGGGAGUUUGGGGUGGGUGGAGCAGAGGAUACAAGGCUUCAGAAUGUGGAUGUGCUAGUGCAGCUAAGCGAGGAGUUUGGUACACCUAACUCCUUGGAGGCAGACAUGAAGGGCUUGUUUGACUACAUGUGCUACUAUGACGCUCUGCUCAGCUUCUCUUCAGACUCUGAAAUGAUAGAGAGCUGUAAUGAGAGAGGAGCUGUGGCUGCAGCAACAUCAGUGAGUCAAGGAGGCAAUGGGGCCCCAGGAGCUGCAGGGACCCCAGACGAGGACCUUAGGGCUCACAAAGCUAUCCUGUCAGCACGCUCUCCUUUCUUUAGGAACCUUUUGCAGCGACGUAUUCGCACAGGCGAGGAAAUGACAGAGCGCACACUCCAGACACCCACCCGCAUAGUGCUGGAUGAGUCCAUAAUACCACGAAAAUAUGUGCAGGUUAUUCUCCACUGCAUGUACACGGAUGUCGUCGAGCUCGGGCUGGUGCUGCGUGGCAGCCCCUCAGCAGGCAGCCUCGGUGAGGUGCAAGCCCUGGUGUCAGGGAGCCGUGGGGCCAGCACGCGCACUGAAGAGGCCAUGGAGCUGUACCAUAUUGCUCUGUUUUUGGAGUUUAGCAUGCUGGCUCAAGGCUGUGAAGACAUUAUUGUGGAGAGUUUGUCUCUGGACUCUCUUGUCCCCAUUCUCAAGUGGAGCUCCCAACCAUAUGGCUCCAAGUGGGUCCAUAGGCAGGCCAUGCACUUCCUCUGUGAGGAGUUCAGUCAAGUUGUCACUUCGGAUGUUCUCUACGAACUUGGCAAAGAACACCUUCUCAGUGCAAUUCAGUCUGACUACCUACAGGCGAGUGAACAGGACAUUCUUAAGUAUGUUGUUAAGUGGGGCGAGCAGCAGCUUAUUAAGAGGAUGGCAGACAGGGAACCCAACCUAUUGAGUGGCACAGCCCACAGCGUAAACAAGAGGGGAGUGAAAAGGAGAGACUUGGAUGUGGAGGAGCUGAAGGAGAUCCUGUCUCCGCUCCUGCCCUUCAUCCGAACAGAGCACAUCUUACCUCCCAACAGUGACGUCCUCGCCGACGCGCUCAAAAGGGGUUUGAUAAGCACCCCUCCUUCAGACAUGCUACCCACAGCUGAGGGGGGUAAAGCCAAUGCCUGGUUGCGUCAAAAAAAUGCAGGCAUCUAUGUGCGUCCGCGCCUUUUCUCUCCUUACGUGGAGGAGGCUAAGUCUGUUCUUGAUGAAAUGAUGGUUGAGCAGACAGACCUAGUGCGUUUGCGACUAGUGCGCAUGUCCAACGUCCCGGACACACUCUACAUGGUCAACAACGCUGUGCCUCAGUGUUGUCACAUGAUUAACCACCAGCAAAUGGCAAGCAACUCAACCACAGCUCCAUCAGUCGUGGCAAAUGAAAUUCCAGUGCCUCAGUUAUCUGUGGUAAAGGAGAUGAUUCGGAGGCUGCAUGAACUAAGACACACAGAGCAGGUUCAGAGAGCGUAUGCCCUCAACUGUGGCGAGGGAGCCACUGUCAGCUAUGAGCUGCAGCUGCGGGUGCUGAGGGAGUUUGGUCUGGCAGACGGAGCCACUGAGCUACUGCAGAAUCCAUACAAGUUCUUCCCAGAUGAAAGGUUUGGAGAUGAGAGUCCAAUACUGGCCCUGCGCCAGGUGGGUCGUUGUCGGGUAAACAGCAGUCCAGCCAUGGAUAGCAUGUUCACAGAGCUGGAAGGAGUAGCAGGCUUCCACCCUCCCUUACCUCCUCCACCUCCCCCAUACCACCCCCCUGCCACACCUAGUCACGCACAGCUCAAGGGUGCGUGGCGACCUCGCGUGCCCUUGCCAACCCCCACCCGUUCCUUCUCCUACCCCUGCAACCGCACCCUGAUCCAGCGCCAUGCAGCCACCAAGCAUGGCAGCUCAGACUACUCCUCUGUGCCCAGGCCUCAGCCCCCUGACUGCACCAACCCACAGGCUAUGGGCCGAGCUUUGCUUUCAGACCAGCAAGUGAUGAGCAUGGAGCCGGUUAUGAGGGAGUUCAUGCCUGACAUUGCGCUAGGUGUUUCGGUCAUGACUCUGAGGGAGCAGCACAUGGCAGAAAUGGAGAGGGAAGGCCCUCAGAGCCCCAUGGGCCCCUCAGGCCACCACCUGCCUCAUGGGCCCUGCCCUUCUUCCCGCCUCAGCCAUGGCUAUGGGCCUGGACAUGGCCACUCCUGCAAGAGACACGCUCCUGAGCCCAAACUGGAAGCUCAAGCUGAGUUCCCUGACCUGUAUGACUUUUCCUGUCGACCUGCAACCCCGACCUCCACACACCCACUGCCCUCCUUUGCUGGACCAGACCUCUACAGCCACAGCUGCACCGCCUCCAGCUCCUAUCCUCCUCCUUAUGUUUCUGACUCUCAGUCCCAGGGCCAUACACAGGGUCGGACUGCCUCAGACCCACUACGACUGGAUGUCCUCAGUAUAACCUCUCAGAGGCAUGAUGGUCUCCUUGCUAGCCCCUCUGGAGCCCAACCUAGGAUGGGACAUAUUUCAAAGGGGCGAUCAAAUGAGACAGACCUGACUCAUGGCUUAGGCCAUUUACGGUCCCCCAGUGGGAAUAUGGACAACUAUGAGGAGAGACACCCAGGACCCAGAGAGACCUCAGAAGAGAUGGGUCUAGCUGGAGAAUCAUCAGGCCCAGGGCCACUCCAGCAGCCUCACAGAAACAGUGUCAGUGAAGAGAUUGUCAGAGACCGCAGGUCACCUAGCAAACCUGACUACCCCUAUAAGAAAUCUGCACUUUAACCCCAGUUUAAAGACCAGGGGUUGGGUUAAGAAAAGGGAAAAAGAGAUGAGUGGCUGUCCAUCAUAUUGAAUAGCAAAGCACUAGAUGUCUGCCUGCGUGUGUGUGUGUGUGUGUGUGUGUGUGUGUGUGUGUGUGUGUGUGUGUGUGUGUGUGUGUGUGUGUGUGUGUGUGUGUGUGUGUGUGUGUGUGUGUGUGUGUGUGUGAGUUUGAGAGAAGCAGGGAAAAGGGGUGGUCGAUGGUUGCUAUUUAUAGAAUCUGUCCUUUUGUCCUACCUCUAUCACACUGUGCUAUCCAUCACGCAGUCAGCAUGGUAAGAGCUGUAGGUUAGCUGUCAAUGCAAGUCUGCCUAGUCCUGCAGGUUUAGAGGAUUUCUUAGGCUCUCCGUGGACAGAUUGGUCUCUUGCAUUUCUUAAGAAAGAGGUUAGCUCUAUGCUGCAUGAAUUCUGCGUGAGGAAGUCGCAACACUAGAUGAAGCUCAGUUAUAAAAUGAUGGUUGAAAACAGAUUACAUUGGUUGGCUCUUUUGUCUCUUGCACAGAAUGGGAAGAUCACAGGAUAAAGAUCUCAGUUUACAUAAAUGAACAAUGGCACAGAGUCUGGGAUAGAGUAUUGUGAUAAAAUCAUAUGUAAAUAUGUCUGGCAGUGUUCUUUCCCCUCCCAGAACUGGUAUUUCCAUUUCUUCUUUUAGCAUGGCUAUAGCUCACCUGACUAUUCUUCUCCUCCUGCUCUGGUUCUGCACUAAUGAAAUUGAGUUAAAAAAAAAAAAGCCAAGGUUUGGUCACACAAAGCAGGAAUUGGAUCCUACUGGAAGUAGGCCAUCAGAGCUUGUCAGUCUCAAGUAACCGCGUCUGAUUGUGUCAGACGUAACCUAUCACAACCUCACUGUCUAGCUUAAAGGCAGAAGUCUGGUGUUUUCACACGGGGCAGGAGGAUCAUGGGCAGGUUCAUUACUGAGAUAUAGUGGAAAAUAUCAGGUUGCCAUGACAUAAGCCGUUUUCGCACAUGCAGCGCUGAAUUUAUCUAGACAUCACGCAACAGAGGUGCAAGUCAACGCAAAAGCCUGACUCAGUCUUAUUGGGUAUUAGACAGUCUGUAUGAUGUCAGAUCCAGGCAGCUUCGCUGCCUAAACCACAAAGUAUUUCAGAAGCAGACUGCUUCCUGCUGUGUGCUACAUGUGAGAGAGGACAUUUGUGGAUGACCUUAUUCUACUGAAAAUGUCUGUACAGCGAUCAGAUCAAGCGCUGGGGAUUUGUUGGAUCUGCAGCUAGGCCAGGUGUGUGUUUGUGUGUGUGAGAGAGCGUGUCUUUGUGCAAGGAUAACUUUGAUACACCUAGGUGUUAACAUAAUCUCAGUACUGUACACUCCCAUGUUUGGUCGGGUCUUUUUGUACAUAUCAAGGUCUGAAAUGAUUAAGCAGUGUUUGGCAGAGUGUGGUCGUCAGCGUGUUAGUUUCCUCCCAUUUCAAAAUAAGUAAUCAAAUCUAAAGCCUUAACUAGCGCUUGGAAUAUUCACUUUUUAGCUAUCUUUAUUCAAUCAAGUACGAUGUCUCUAUAAUGCCACCCCCGUUAACUGCUUAUUUGACUGUUGUCCACAUUAAAGAUACAUAGACACUGCAGUUUUUCUGGAUGGUGGAGGUGGGCUCAACCAAACCCAAAUGUUUAAACCAUGUCUCCAUCUUGCCAGCUCGUCGGAGAUUGUGGAUGUGCAGAGCCAGUGUUGAUGCUUUUAAAUAUACUGUUAAUGAGCCGCAGCAGCUGUAGCUCCACAACCCUGCAAGUACACAAAUAAAAACCUGUAACAGCCGACAGCUGGCAUUCGACCUCACAUACGAGUAUCAUUGCACUGUAGGAGCCAUCUGUUUAUUAGCUGAAGGGAAAAAAGAACAAAUGAAUCUCGAACAAAAGGAAUCUUAUAUUGAAGAAAAGUUGGCGAUUGCUGGCUCAUAUCUCCAAUGAAAAUUGUAUAUAAUGAAUUGAGUUCAACAUGAUGAAUUUUUAAUGGUUUCUAUCACAUUUUAGUGGUCGUUGAAGGUCUGUGUUUUUACUGUAGUGGACAACACUGUGUACUUUGUCUCUGUCAUGAAAACUCACUAAGAAUGUGUGGUAUAAACAGAAAGAUUGUGUCUCAGAAACUAUUUUUGUUCUUAAAUGUUAUGCAUCUAGGGCAGUUUGUUUGAUAUAGUAGGUGCUGUGGAUUGCCAUGUUUGUAGAACACUUUUCACCCCUUUUUCCUUUUACUUUAAAAGUAACAGGAAUAUGUUGAGGAUCUGAAGAUAUUAGCUCUAUGCUUAGCAGUGAUAGAGUUGCCAAGCAGAAAAAUCAUUUUUCCAUCUUGGUUGCUUCAUGGGGAAAAAAUGCAAAACUCCAGAUUCCUCCCCAUGUUCAUGUUGGGUGGUUGUUUUAUUUUCCAGGACAAUGUUCCAUUGAGUAAAAGUCCUUGUUUUGCUCUUUUGCUGUAGAGAAGUCAGUGCCUUCCCCUGCCUGCGGCUGGGCUUUUAUUGGAGAAGUGACUUUGAUGUCUAUGCAAGCUCUUUUCUACCAGCUUACCAGCCUGCAUCAAAUAAUUCUUUGAAAUCUCAUGUAGCUUGUUUUGUGUACAUAGUGUUAUUUAGCACCUUUUGAAAUUGAACAAUCUGAAAUGUGUGAUUGCUUGUGUUGAUUUGUAACAGGUACACUGUGCCUGUAUGGUAUCAUAGAAACCAUGUUUGUAGACUGAUAUUAAGUUGCAUUUAGUUUCACGGAAUCUAUUUUUCUACUGUCACCUCAAAACGGUGCAUAACAGUGGUCAACUUGGGCAUCCUCAAAAUAAACUGGUUUGAUAUUAUGGAAUUAA
Pelmatolapia mariae (spotted tilapia) is the source of this 6698-nucleotide messenger RNA. RefSeq names its product BTB (POZ) domain containing 7 (gene btbd7). The record is from RefSeq and is a predicted model, not a curated record. Gene Ontology annotation, biological process: morphogenesis of a branching epithelium. The coding region runs from base 492 to 3866 and encodes 1124 amino acids. Gene Ontology annotation, molecular function: protein binding. The transcript has 11 exons. Lineage: Eukaryota; Metazoa; Chordata; Actinopteri; Cichliformes; Cichlidae.